Messenger RNA from Vanessa tameamea, 2621 nucleotides. RefSeq lists its product as uncharacterized. The record is from RefSeq and is a predicted model, not a curated record. Lineage: Eukaryota; Metazoa; Arthropoda; Insecta; Lepidoptera; Nymphalidae. The transcript is spliced from 16 exons. The coding region runs from base 405 to 2462 and encodes 685 amino acids.
CAAUGAAACUGCGCCAUUCGGCAUUCCGCGGCGCGCGACGUCCAGCGCAGUCGCUGACUGAAACGUCAUAUAAAAUAUAAAUAAACCCGUACAUAACUGUCGAUAUCACCGUACAAUACAUUUAAUUCACUUUCUAAUAUUAAUGUUCGAUCUCUUUGAUGUGUUGUGUCGUGUUAUAUGUGAGUGUAAAAGUUCGUUUCGUGUUCCAUAUACGAACUCCUUGCUGCAACGACCUACUUGAGUGAAUUAGUGACGUCACUGUGUUUAUUUUUUUUUUCGGAAUCUAAAUUGUUUUUAAUUCUGUGCUUAGGGAAAGGUUAGAGAAGUAUCAAAUAUGAAGUAAUUGAAGUCAGUCAGUCAGUGGAAAUGUGUUAAUUGAUAAAAUGUAGUGGAAUAAAAACAAAAUGGCCGGAACUCGCACUUUAAAUGUCGAACCACCGCGCUCGACCGCGUAUUACUACGCCGACCUUGAGAAGAUCAAACGACAAAAUGGCGCCCACGAACAAGAUGGCUGCCCACCGGACAAAGACGAACAGAACCUAAACGAACUCAGCGAGUACGCUGAAACGAAUGAAGUCAUCAACGAUGGUGCCACUAAAGAGAUACCACCGCUACGUGAUAGGUGGUCGCCGGAGUACACUACGCCGGAGAACGGCGUGAAAGUUGGGGAGACCUACUCCACGGCUGGAACUUUUCCCAUGCCGGAACCUAAGGAAAAGGAGCCGCUGCUGGCUGAGUUGGAGAUCGUUGGACGUGUGCCGCUCACUCAGUUAGACACAGCCACUGGAGUUAGAAGGAGUAGGAGCUGGUAUCUUUGCUGUCCGAACGUCGGAGACGAGGAGAUAUCCAGAGAAUCAUCCUGGAGGUAUUCCAGCUUGCGGCCGGUGACUGCUCCUCCAGUUCCAGGACAGAACGGCUUUCAUACGGUAGCAACCCAAAGCAGCGGCCGAGUAGAUGAUGUGGCAACACUGCGGGCGGAACGCGACGCGCUCUCUCGCGCGCUCGCUUCCGAGCGUCAGCGUGCGGCCGCAGCGGCUCGCGCGCACGACGCACGACUCGCCGAGCUGCACGGCGUUAUAGCUGAGCUUGUUCGGCGUAGGGCUGCUGACAAGCGGGCUAAGGCCAUCCCGGAGGAGGAGAUUUCUGAGGAAUGCGAGUCGACGACUCAGCCGGCGGGUGAGCUGGACAAUGAUGCGGACAUGUCCCAGACCGAACAGAAUGAUAACUCCUCGCUCCUGAGUCCAGCGGAGCUGCCAACACCCCAAGAUCCGAAAUUGGAGCCUCUGCCGGACGACACUGAUGUCAGCACCACGGAGAAUAUCAGAUUGGAAACACCUAAAGUGGAAGUCUCGCCCCCCCAAGGGUCCGAACAUUGCUCGAGUCUGAUGCUGUCCGAGAGGGACUCGGAGAUCUGUGUCAGUACCGCGAGGCGCUGCCAGCACGCGCGCGCGGCGGGCGGCGCGGGCGGCGCGGGGGGCGCGGGCAGCUGCGAGCGCCAGCGCGGCUCCCCCGGCCUGCUGCCGCCCUCGCCGGGUCGCUGUGAGUCCAGGGAAGCUAAAAUCGCAUCGCGGGUUCGACUCCGGCGGACGGAAGACACCGAGUCCAACCAGAUAUCGGACGAUGAGGCGUGGUGCGCGGAGGCCGCUGAGCGACUGGCCCUGGACGUGUGCGCGCAGGCCGACCUCAGGGAGGCCUUGGUGUCGGCUUCCAACGAUGGCGCGGGCGCGGGCGCGGCGGCGGCGGCGGCGGCGGCGCGGGCCUGGCGCGCGCGCUGCGUGCGGCUGGCGGCCGACUGCCGCGUGCUGGACGCCGCGCUCGCACGCGCCGUCGACACCGCGCACAGGCUGUCGUGCGCGUGCGCGCUGCAGGAGUCGUCGUCGGUGGCGCUGUGCUCGGCCCUGCGCGCCGCCGACCGCGCGCUGGAGACGUACGACGUGCUGCUGGCGCUGCAGGAGACCAGCGCCGGCGCCGGCUCCGACCAGCGCGAGGCGGCGGAGGCGGUGGCUCGGCGUCUGCUCGCUCGCCUGGAAGCCGCACCGGUUUGGGGCGAGCCACUGCUGUCCCCGGGCCCCUGGCAGAACCACAAUCAGAGCAACGAGUGGGAGGAGGGGGCGGAGCCCUGGAGCGAGCAGUGCGAGGCGCGGCUGCGCGCGCACGCGGCGCGCCUCAAGAGCGACACGGCCGCGCUGCGGGCGCUGCGCCCUCCGCCGCGCCUCUACUCGCCGCACGACAUGGACGAGGAGGAGGGCUGCAUGGACAGCGUCAGCAUGGCGGAAAUGGAGGCCGCGGUCAUGAUGCAGGAAAUGCUGAUAGCGAAAGAGGCCCAGGAGACCGAGCGAGCCAACGCACUGCUGCACGAGGCGGAGGCGCCCGUUGAACGACAUAAGGGCGAGUCGACACGCAGACGCCGACAUAGGGAGCGACACUGGCUCGACACGCAGGCUUCGGAGACAGAUUUAUAAUGCAACAUUGAAUAUCAUUAUAUAUAAACAAGCUGGCGCUCGCAACUCGACACGUGAACACGCUCGCGUAACAUAGAUUCAUUAUUUUCUCGAAUCCGGCUCGAAGGACCAAAAACAAAACUCAAAAUAUCAUACUUUGCAUGCAAAUUUGCAUUUAUG